AUGAGCUACCUGUGGCGCGCAUACACACCCAUUUUCUCAACCCCUGAAGGCGAUUUUGGGGCUCAAGCAUCUUCAAUCAGCUUACUUGAGUGCGUUUAAGAGCUGCCCUGCUUAUUACUCUUACUCAAUACUCGCUACAGAAAAGGACUGCCAUACAACGCUGUCGCUGCGGAUAGCGUCUUCGGACUCGGAUGGUGCUUCUACAUCGACACGAUACACCGCUUGCAGCCAUCGAGUUGA
Ceraceosorus bombacis is the source of this 240-nucleotide messenger RNA. NCBI's taxonomy places the organism in Eukaryota, Fungi, Basidiomycota, Exobasidiomycetes, Ceraceosorales, Ceraceosoraceae. The record is from the annotation of a GenBank genome assembly.